Trifolium pratense (red clover) is the source of this 2325-nucleotide messenger RNA. RefSeq names its product putative disease resistance protein At3g14460. NCBI's taxonomy places the organism in Eukaryota, Viridiplantae, Streptophyta, Magnoliopsida, Fabales, Fabaceae. The record is from RefSeq and is a predicted model, not a curated record. The transcript has a single exon. Bases 1 to 2325 code for a protein of 774 amino acids. Gene Ontology annotation, molecular function: protein binding.
AUGGAAGAAGUUGGUGAACAAUACUUCAAUGAUCUAUAUUCCAGGUCAUUUUUCCAGCAAUCAAGGGAACAUAAAAUACAUUUUGUCAUGCAUGAUGUUCUCAAUGAUUUGGCAAAAUAUGUAAGCAGGGAGUUUUGCUUCACAUUCAAAGAUGAGGAAUCACAUAAUGUAUUGAAAAUGACUCGCCAUAUUUCAUUUUUAAGAAAUCCACGUAAAGCUUCCAAAAUAUUUGAGACCUUGCAUAAUGCUAGUAGAUUACGAACAUUCCUACCAUUAAGCAUGACACCAUAUGGUAUUACAUGGAAUAGUUGGAUGUCUAGCAUAUUAAUGCACGAGUUGUUCUCAAAGUUUAAGUUUUGUCGUGUCUUGUCAUUGUCUGGUUGUUCUUUUGAGAAUGAGUUGCCUGGCACCAUAGGAAAUCUCAAGCAUCUACGUUAUUUAGACCUUUCUGGUACUUACAUAACAACGCUACCUGAUUCAGUGUGUUCUCUCUAUAACUUACAAAUACUGAAGUUAAAGAAUUGUCGGUAUUUGGAAGAGUUACCCUUGAAUUUAUAUAAACUCACUAAGUUGCGCUAUCUUGAUUUUAGUGGAACUAAAGUGAGAAAUAUGCCGAUGGAUGUGGGAAAACUAAAGAAUCUUCAAGUACUGAGUUCGUUUUAUGUGGACAAAGGUUGUGAGGCCAAUAUACAACAACUAGGAGAACUCAAUCUUCAUGGCGCGCUAUCAAUUUCAAAGGUGCAAAACAUUAUCAAUCCUGCUGAUGCAUUGGCAGCAAAUUUGAAAAAUAAAGUGCACCUUCUGAAGCUAGAGUUAGAAUGGAAUGCAAACAGUGACGAUUCAGAGAAAGAAAGAGAAGUGCUUGAGAAGCUGCAACCUUCCAAUCACUUGAAGGAGUUGUCAAUACGAAGCUAUGGUGGUACACGGUUUCCAGAUUGGUUUGGAGAUAAUUCAUUGUUCAAUGUGGUGUCCUUAAAGUUGAGUAAUUGUGAAAAUUGUGUUUUAUUACCUCCACUUGGAAUUUUGCCAUCUCUCAAGGAGCUGCGGAUUAUAGGGCUAUCUGGGAUAGUGGUGAUUGGUAGUGAUUUUUAUGGGAAUAAGAGUAAGUCUUCUUCGCCAAUUAUUCCAUUUGCAUCCUUGCAAACCAUAAUAUUUGAGAAUAUGAAGCGAUGGGAAGAAUGGGAUUGUAAUAUCGUGACCGGUGCUUUUCCGUGUCUCCAAGAGCUCUCUAUAAAAAAUUGUCCAAAUCUAAAAGAGUGUUUGCCUGAGCAACUUCCUCGUUUAAGGACGCUUGAAAUUUCUAAUUGCAAACAGCUAUUGGCUUCUGUUUUAUUGGCUCCAUCCAUUCAUCAAUUACAUCUAAAUAAUUGUGGAAAACUUCAAUUUGAUUAUCACCCAUAUACUCUGAGAAUUCUCAAGAUUGGUGGAAGAUGCAUGGAAGGAUCAUUGCUUGAAUGGGUUGGGCACACCUUAUCACACACCUCUCUUGAAUCAUUGGUAAUUGAGGAUUGCCCAACUAUGAACAUUCCCCUAGAUUGUUCCAACAAUUUCCUUAUAUUUUUGUCUAUCUCUAGUAGUUGUGACUCUCUACAUACCCUUCAGCUGGAUUUCUUCCCAAAACUACAGUCGCUCAAAUUGCGAAACUGUAGUAAUCUUGAAAUGAUUUCACAUGAGCUUGAGCAUGACCAUAGCCUUACACGAUUGACAAUUACGGAGUGUCCUAAAUUUGUAUCAUUUCCCAAGGGAGGAUUCUCUGCACCUUGUCUUAAGCAUUUUGAUCUUUGCAAAUUGGAGACUUUAAAAUCAUUGCCCGAAUUCAUGCAUACUCUAUUUCCAUCUCUUACUGACCUUACUAUAACAAACUGUCCACAACUGGAGUCAUUUUCUAAUGGAGGUUUGCCAUUGAGCCUAAAACGCAUGCGUCUCAUCGGAUGCUCCAAAUUUCUUAUUGCCUCAUUGAAAUGGGCUUUGGGAAUCAACACUUCUCUAAAAAGUCUGUACAUUGAAAAUGUGGAUGUCGAGUCUUUUCCUGAUCAAGGGUUGCUUCCCCUCUCUCUUACUUCAUUGUAUAUCUAUGGUUUUCCGAAUCUUAAAAAACUUAACAACAAAGGUAUAAGCCACCUCUCCUCUCUUGAAGAAGUGCAUCUUGCUGACUGCCCCAUUCUCCAAUGCUUACCAGUGGAGGGUCUACCUAAAUCCAUUUCAACUCUAGAAAUUAGGCAUUGCCGGUCACUCAAACAACGAUGUAAGAAACCUGAAGGUGAAGAUUGGGCGAAGAUUUCUCACAUUCAAAGUGUGAUGAUCGAUGGCGACAUAAUAACUUGA